ACCGGAAAUAGAUGUGUCGGACAUUUUGUUAUGCAAAUUACAGAAGAUAAAGCGUAAUAUUUACACACCUAAAGAGGUUUACGGAUGAAAAAUUUGCCUGCAAAAAACAAACAUUGCUUGGUCAGAUGCACAUCGAAGGCAUUGAGAGUCAAAUCACCCUUGCAUUUGUAUCAGAACCACACAGACCAAGCUGGCACAGUUAAUAACAAAUUUAUACAGAAAAAAGUACUGGGACUGUGGAUAGUUAGAUUACUUCAGCAGAUAUAUUGAUAAAACUGUACACUGUUCUUGUACAUUUACUAUCAUGCUCAUCAUAAUAAUGGGUUCCAAUUAACCAUCUGACAUAGGCAUCUGCAGAGAGAGAAAACACACCAUAACUAGAUAAUAGAGAAUGGUUACAUCUUGCAACCAAAGAAGACAACCUUGGAGUUUGUAAAUUAUAAUAGACUUGUGAAUAAAUCCAGCUUCAAAGAAGAGUUAAAUACAUACCAAGUGAUGUAAACUUUUACAGUUAGUCAGAGUAAAGAAAAUGUGGAGAAACAAGGGUGGUCGGGUGAGAAGAAGAGGUGGCUUUGCUAGAGGACAAGGCAGACAGUUCAGUAGAAAUGAUCAACAUACUAGUGAUAACCGAAGGAGAGAUGAGUUAAGGGACAGUAACUGGACUGGGUUUGAAGAUAACUGGCAGGACAGUAGAGACAAUGUCAGAAAUUUCAGACAAGAUUCUAUGGAGUAUAACAUAGAUCAAGGUAGAAUUGGUAGAUCAGAAGAAGAGAACAGAGUAGACAGUUAUGUUGUUGACGAUAGAGGCAUGUAUCCAGAUGUUCAUAGAUCAGGUUUUGCCAUCUUGGAUGACACCUUACAAUAUAGAGACCAAGAUAUUGACAGAACGAACAUUGUGGAAGAUACAAGAGAAUAUAGUGGAAUCAAUGACAGAAAUAAUGACAUUUACUGGGUAGAUAGAAGGCCACAAGAACUAGACAGUUUUAGGAAUACGGACCAAGACUUAAGAACAAAUGACUUCUAUAGGAGUAGGGAGUCAACAGAUUUUCAUAUUGAUACCUUAAACAGAUAUGAUAGGGACUUAAUAAAUGAUCAGUCUGAUGUCAGGGUGACAGAAUAUCAUCAUGGUAGGCAAGAUAACUUUGGAGACAGGGGAAUUGGGCAUCAUUCUGACAUUACCAGAAAUCAGUCUGACCACAGACCCAAAUUUGCUAGAGGUGACAAUGAAGGUGUUGGUGAAAGGAGCGGCAGAUGGGUUGCAAGACCUAAUUUGAAAGAUGAAAGAUAUAAUGAUAAGAAACCUGCAAUCAAAACCAACCAUAAACAGGACAAUAGGUCAGAUACUAAGGGACAGCAUGGUUCAAGGUCACUUGAUAGGUCAUACAGUGGUAAAAGACAAGAUUCAGCAAAUAGAAGCAAUACAGGAAAUAAAGGAAAUACUUUUAGUGCAACUUCGAAGUUUAAUGUUGGAAAAAACAAAACAAACAAUAGUGGUGAAAGGAGUGGCCAUAGGAGUGAAACUGACUCUAAACAUGAACACAAAAAGCCAAGACAAAAAGAAGACAAGAAAUCCAGUGUAAGUGAAAUAAAAGGCAAUAAAUCUUCAUCUGCAAAAAACAAAAACAAUCAAAACACAUCUGAUAGUUCUAAAAAUGUCCACAGUAAGCAUGAUUCAGACAGGAAGCAGAAAGCUAAUAGUUCAGACAAGAACAGAGAAGAUGGAAAGAAGAAAAGCUCUAGCAGCACAAGGGCCGAAAGUGGUAGCUUCAAGAAACCAGGAGAUAUGCAGCAUCAGCCCAGACCGAGGAGUAAUUCAGGUAGGAAAAUGGAGAGUGAUCUUGGACAUUUUCAUGAUGAAGAUAUUUUAAGUAUCAUGGCAGAUGAUGAUGGAUUUGAAAGUGAAAUGAAAACGUUUACAAAUACUGGUGGGCGCAAUGAAUCAAGAAACAGAGGAAGCAGAGAUCAGGCAAUUUCUUCUGAAAACAGUAGAAGUAUGGACAGAGGAAGUCAUGAAAGAAAACCAUUUAGCAGAGACAGAGGUAGUGGUAAACAGCAGCAACACAGCAGAGAUAGAGGAAGUGGUGAAGGACAGCAACACAGCAGAGACAGAGGUAGUGGUAAACUGCAGCAACACACCAGAGACAAAGGAAGUGGUGAAAAACAGCAACACAGCAGAGACAAAGGAAGCGGUGAAAGACAGCAACACAGCAGAGACAGAGGAAGUGGUGAAAGGCAGCAACACAGCAGAGAAAAAAGUGGUGAAAGACAACAACGCAGCAAAGACAGAGUAAGUAGUGAACGACAACAAUUCAACAGAGACAGACUAAGUGGUGUUGGACAACAACACAGCAGGGACAGAGUAGGUGGUGUUGGACAACAACAGAGCAGAGACAGAGUAAGUGGUGUUGAACAACAACACAACAGAGACAGAGUAAGUGGCGUUGGACAACAACACAGUAGGAACAGAGAAAGUGGUGAACAACAACAACACAAUAGAGAUAGAGAUAAUAAGUGUGAUUUAAACAUUAAACCUGCCUUUGACAAGUCUAUCAAGGCAAAUACAAGACGAUUUGGUGAAGCUCAUCAGAAUGUAAAUAAAUCUCCACAAUACAGAAGUCCAGCAAGAAUCCAGAAUAACAUAAGAAACACAAGUGGUACGUCUGCUCACAGAUUCAGACCUGAUGUUAGUCAAGGUAACAGACAUAAAAACAAUAGACAAGAGUUCAGUCAGACAGGUAGAAAUAACAAUAACACUGUAGGUGGCAGAUCCAGGUUUUUUGUUGCUUCAAAAAUCAAGGACUCUUACCUGAAAAGAAGAAAGACAUUUCAUGGAGUUGGAAACCAAAAAAAUGGUAAUAGGCAAAGUUCAGACCCAUUAAAUGUUCACAACAUGUCUCAUUCAGCACAGCAACAAAAACAUGGUAAGAAUGAAGUAGGUAUGACGGGGACAAUUUUAAAGGAUGAUAGGAUUAGAGAAAAUAGCAGGUUAUUUGAUAUAAGAAAUAGAGAUAGAGGUAGACAUGAUGAUAAUGAUAAAAGCUUUGGAUCCUUUCCAUUUAGACAAAAUGAUUCUGGAAAUUUCUCGGGGAAUGUAUUACAAAGGGAAGGGGCAAAAUUUGAUGAUAAUGAAAGGUUUCCUAGUAGGCCAUUUGAAUCAAGGGGUUUAGCAUCUCAAAGGGUGAAACAGAAAUAUUUUAGAGGAGGGUUUGGUCAAAAUAGAAAUAAUUCUAGAGGCUUUAGAGGUGGACAAAAGAAUCGUGGUAGGAAAAAGGGAGAGAGAAACAGACAGUGGGACAGGAGGUCUGUGGUAGAUAAGAACAAUUACUCGGGUUUGAGAGAACAAGAUGAUAUUCCCAAAACUGAACAGCAGUUACAUGAUCAGUCAUUGGAGCCUGAUCAACAGCAGAUUAUAUUUUUACCCAAUGCAGAUAUGCAGUCAGGACAGCAACAUGUUAUUGAUCAGUUUGGACAAAUCAUUUUAAAGCCAGAGAUAGAUGCACAACAAGGUGAAGAACAGGUCCCGAUUCAGUAUUUGCCACAGCAGUUCCAUCCUGAUGGAGUUCCACCAGGUGAACAAGUUGUUUUCAUUCCAUUUGUCAAUAAUCAGGUGCCACCUGGGUAUUCUGAAAAUCUUCCAUUGGCUUAUGAUGAGCCCCCCAACUUACCAGAUGAAGGCAUUUUCAUGCCUGGAGAAAGACAGGGACAAAAUACUGCAGUGUCUAGUUCGAAAGUAGAUGCUCGAAAAAUGAAGCCAUUGUCUAAACAAGCAAGGGCAAAAUUAAGGAGAUCUCUUGAAAUAAAAAGAAAGCAAAGAAUGGAAAAAGAAAUUGAGAAAAAAUUACUUAGAAAAUUAUUGAGAAAUCCAGAUGUUAACAAAGCAGUGAGAGAAAGUAGUGAAGUGAAAAAGAAACCAUUUAUAAAACGUAUUUCUCCACCAGGUGCAAAUAAACAUAAUCAGAGUGAUAAGAAAUACAAAUUGGUAAGGAGGGGUAAUAAUUCAGGUGAAUUAGAAGAUGUGAGUGAAGAUGAGGCCAAGUAUGACAAUGUAAGCGAUCUAGAGGAUGUGUCUGAGUUUGAAGAUGCAUAUGAAGGAAAUGAUGAAUUUGAAUCAACACAAGGGAAAAGACCAGUUUUCAGGAAACCUGGUCAGCCUAGAAAAAAUAAGAAUGUUUCAGAAUCUUUUAGGGAUAUGAAUGCAGGAGAUAUUCGUAGAGUUGUGGACCAAAGUUCACAUCAGCAAGAUAAUAGACAUGCUUUGAAAAGAAAUGAACAGUCAGCAAAAGUAAAUCAAGUUGACUCUAAACAAAAGUUUAAACAAGGUGAAAAGAGUAGAAGGUCAGUUUAUAUUGAAAAUUCAGAUGAUAAUAUUGAAAAUGUUACUGGCCAGAAACGUGUAAGUGAUAGUGCUAUGUAUGAAAAUAAACCUUUAAUAAAAAAGCGAAGAUCAAUUAGUCCUAUUGAAAUAACUGUAAGUAAUGAUAGGUAUUCAAAGACUACAUCUAGAGGUUCUGGAAAUGAGAACCUUGAUGAAAAGUAUGAUUCAAGUAAGAGAAAAGAUGAAAGAAAAUUGGAUUACAGACAAAGAUACUCCGAAGAAGGGAACUCUGAAGGAAGAUUUGAACGAACCAAGAAUGAAAGAAGAAAUGAGUACAAGAAAGAAAAUGAUGACAGACAUAAAGGUGGCAAAGAAAGAGAGAAACAAAGAUAUGAAGACAAAGACAAAAGACCACCACAGAAGAGUGACCAAGCAGACAGAGAAGAGAAACAAUAUAGAAAAGAUAGAAAUUAUCAUUCCAGUAGUGAUGCAGAUGAGAAUUACAGAAGGAAAGACCAUUCAGAGUCUUGGGAGAGGGAACAAAGCAGCUCAGGUAAGUAUAGUGAUAAUAAAAGCUAUAGAAAAGAUGAAGAAAAGGAUAGAAACAGGUAUAAAAAAGAAAGAAAUUACAAUAAAAAUGAAGAUGUGAAAGAUAAAGAUGAUGAAAGAAGUGAUAAAAAUGAUGAAAAUAGGGGCCAUGGUUCAGGUAGAAGAGGUGAAGAUCCGUGGCCAAAUAGGAGUGAUCGAGAUGAAAGAAAACGAGACAGAAGUAGGGAAAGGAAUAGGAAUGAAAGAAGAAGCACAAGUAGAGAUAGAAGCUUACCUGAAGACAGAAGCACGGUCCACAGAAGAGAAAGAAAUAGGGUUGAUAAUCAAGACCAGAGGUCAAACAGAAGUAUGCAGCAAGGUAAUAACUUUGUGUCAAGUAUGAGUCAACACCAGUUUCAAAUGAACCAGCCUUUGAUGCAACAGUCAAUGCAGCAUCAGCCUUUCAUUACUGCACAGUCCCAUUCCAUGCCAUUACAUGGUCAGUCCGUGAUGCAGUUUUCGAAUUCAGGCAACACUGUAGACCAUAGUUUACCACCUGUACAGAAUUCACCAAUGUCAAUGCCUCCGUUCCCUCCACCAAAUUUAGGUGCCGGACCAGACAUGUCAUUACCACCUCCAGUAAUGGUCGGAACACCAACAUCCAUGUCAACAAUGGUCAUUCAGCAACAGCCAAAUUCUGUACAAUUUCAGCAGCAGCCAAUGCAGCAGAUGAGCAUGCAACAACAACCAAUGCAGCAGCAGCAGUUUCAAAACAUGCAGCCACAGUUUCAGCAGCAACAAUUUCAGCAGUUGCAAUCACAGCCACAAAUGAUUCAGCAGCAGUCAAAUUCAUCCAAUUUUCAGUCUCAUCAACCUGCAUUUCACACUAACUUGCAAUCUAGUCAACAAAUACCAUUGCAACAAAUGCCAUCAGGUCAAUUCCAGCAGACGCAGUCUGGUGUUACAAUGAUGUCAGUCAAUCAGAAUCGAAUGCAAAACCAACAGACUAGUACAUUGAACCAAGGUCCGCCAGGAACAAAUCAGCAGAGUAUUCAAACUUCUGGGAACCAGCAAUUUGUUGCUACUACUCCUCAACAAGCAGUAAGAGGGGUGAUUGGAACACUUAAACCAACAGUUGAUGGUUCUAAAACCGUAAUACGCACCCAGCCAGUUCGUAUCGCAGCCAGUAUGAAUCAGGUAAGUCGUUCACCUACAGUGUCAAGGAGACCAGUCAAUACAAAACAAAGCAGUUUUGUUCAAGGUGGAAGUAUUGGCAGUCAUUACCAUGAUGAUGAAAAUGAAGUUGAUGAUGAUGAUUUUCUGGAAAUGUUGUGCUCCAAGUGUGAUAAGGUAUUCCUUUCCCAUGAAGUGAUGAGAAGACAUGGCAGAUGGCAUGAUAUGGUGGAAAGCAACAACAAAAACUGGAGAUGUGACCAGUGUGAACAGGGGUUUUCAUCUUCAUCUGGUUAUGCUGAACACAUGUCAGUAAAGCAUUCAAGAGAUUCAUGGAAUUGCUCCUUGUGCGAUAUGUCAUUCUCCAACAGUAGUGGGCUCAACAGACACGUGAGGCAUACUUCUCAUAAAGACUUGAAGGUAAAGUUUGUUUGUUCUCUGUGUCCUGCAUCAUUCAUGGUGCUAAUGCAUCUAGUUCAACAUAAGAAGGAUAAUCAUCAGUCAAAUAUGGGCUAUUCAGGUUUAAGGAAAUACUGAAAACCUAACAUAUGAACCACAAGAAUUGAAAAAAUGGUAAGUAUUGAACAUAGGCAGAAAUUUUUAUUAACUUAUAAUUCAUUUAGCUUUUAUUUCUCAAAAAUUAGACUAACAAUUAAUAGGUUUUUUUGUGUGUGUGUUUUUUUUUUUUCCACAAAAAAAAAUAUUGUGAAAAUUUGGCUGGCAAAAAUUUUAAAGAUAAUUUAAUAGUAUUUAUACUAUGCAGUUUAUUACAAGGAAAGCAUUAAUGUUGAUGAGAAAGAGGUAAGUACAAGUAAGUAUAAUUAAGAUUGGAUUUUAACUGAGGCAUUUGAAGAUACGGUUAUAGGGAAGAUAAACAACAGAAUUGCAGAGAUUGAGAUCAGGAAAGGAAGGAUUAAGGAAAAAGGAUCAGUCCCUUUCACUGCUGAAAUAGAAAAAUAGCCAGCAGGAUAAUUAUGGAAACUUGAAUAAGACAUCAACUAAAAUCAAACAAGUUAGAAAAUAGGCUGCUGAACUGUGGAGGAGGAAACUGCUGCUGAAAUAGAAAAUGAAAAGAUCCUACUGGAAGUCUAAAAGGGCUGGACGAGGGAAAGGAGUACUUCAGGAAACAAAAAAGAAUGGAAUAAGCUGCUGAAUACUUUAGUUUGAGAGAAAAGGGACCAUUGCCACAAUCACAUUAGCUGUCAGAUUUGGAGACUGAUACACAAAUGAAUUAAAUAGAAGUUAGUUUUGAACAUGUGAAUUUACACUUGAUUUACAAAGAUUCAUAAUUGGGUAAAGAACAGACUGCAACCUGAUAAGUCAAAGUCAAACACAAACUGGAAGUAAGAGCAGAGCUUUCUGUUUGUAAAAGUAAAAUGUCAAUUAAAAAAAAACAUGUAAAACUAUGACUGUUCUCAAUUAAGAUCUAAAAUGAGGAAAAAACGUAAGAGUUUUAAUUAAGUACCAGUAGAAAGGAAGAUAACUGCAAACCACAAAUUAGAUGAUGGUUUGCAAAAUGCGUAGAGGAAUGACAACUUGCUAAAUUAACAUUGAAUAAUAGUAAAGGAUUUUUCAGUACGAUGUUCAUUGUGGAGAAGAAAUGAGAGGACAUUCUGAAUUGCAUUUGCAAGAAAGAUCAGUAUCAGGUUUUUAGAAUGUUGACCAAUUACCACAAAGGUUACCAAGAAACAUCGGUAUCCGGUUUUUAGAAUGUUGACCAAUUACCACAAAGGUUACCACGAAAAAAAAGGCAUGUGGAAGGAUUCUUCAUUGAGAUACUUCAGAAAUUUUAUUUGACUGCCUUAUGCCUUCCAACUUGUUUGCAGUAAUAUUUCCAAACAGUAAACUGGAGAAAAAUUGAAUCUGUUUUCAUUAGAGUUUUAAGAUGAGGGAAAUUGAUAAUUUACUAUAUAGAGUCAAAUGAAUGGAAAUAUAAUAACCUGAUUGUAAAUGCCCUCAGUUUUCACCAUUCUCUUAAACAAACUGUCAUGGUGACACGAAAUGGAAAUUGUUAAAUUUUGGCAUGAUAGAAUCUGCAGUAUAUAUUUUGGCUUUCUGGGAUUGAAAUUGGAAAUGGAGCAUUGCUAAAGAUACAAAUGGCAGAAAUGUUCAUCAUUAAAGGUAUUUUUUGAUAAGGUAAGUAACAGGGAUGGUAGGUUAAACCCAACACUCGUCAUGAUAUUAGGAGCAAAUAUUUUCAUAGGUUAGAUACACAAAUUGAAUUUAAUGGGCAAUACAUAUUUUCUUUCUUUCUUGAGGCUUUGAUAUGCAUGUAAAAUAUUUCUUUUUAAUACAUUCCAUACAAGGUCUGGAGUAAAUUAGAUUUUUGUGCCUUGCUGGCUAACAUCUGUAAAUGGUGCGUCUCAUUGAAAUACUUGUAUUGCCGAGUUUGGCCCUUGAUUUUGUCAUUUAAAUGAUUUCUAAAUGUGCUAAAAAAAAUUAAACAUUUUUUACUUUGUAUAUACAUGUAUAUAUUUUUGUGCUGUUGUUUUUGUUGGAAUUUAGUUAAAAGUAUGCAUUAACUGUUUUGUCCUGUGGGUUGAAGAACCAAGAGGCAUAUAGUGUUUCAACUGUCCGUCUAUCCAUCACACUUUUUUGUGUUCUCUACAUGAAAUGGACAUCACAUAUUUUCAAUACUUUCAUCUAUAAAUUGUUUUAUGACUUGGCCAUUUAGCCAUUUUGCAACCACAUCUGCACUGUGGAUACUCUUCUCCUGCAGGUCCCAUCCAAUAAAAAUGGAACUUUGUAGUUAUCACCAGCAUGUAGUAGAUACGCAGAAUUACUGGGAAUUUCAUGUCAGGUUCUUAUUUUAGCUAGGCUGUUCAAAGAAUAGGUAUUGCUAUUGGACUCGCCCAUUCGUCAGCAUCACAAUUUAGUUAUUAAGUUUUUGUGUAUAAGCUUGUAUCUCAGGAACAACUUAUGGGAAUAGAGUGAAACUUCACACAAUCACCAUGAUAAACUGACUUGCACUGCACAGGUUUCUUAAUUGUACCCCCCGACAACAAAGUUGUAAGGGGGGGUAUACUGGUUUCAGGUUGUCCGUCUGUCCGUCUGGUCGUCUGUCCGUAGACGCAAUCUUGUGCGCACCAUCUCUCCUUAUCCCCUUGACAGAAUUUAAUGAAACUUCACACAAGUGAUCAGUACCAACAAUAGUUGUGCAUGGGGCAUGUUAGGUUCUUUUAGAAAAAAAAUUUGCAGAGUUAUGGGACUUUGUUUUUUUGUUACUAUACUAUAUAAAUAGACACAAUCUUGUGCGCACCAUCUCUCCUCAUUCCCUGGACACAGUUUAAUGAAACUUCACACAAGUGAUCAGUACCAACAGUAGUUGUGCAUGGGGCAUGUUAGGUUCUUUUAGAAAAAAAUUUUGCAGAGUUAUGGGACUUUGUUUUUUGUUACUAUACUAUAUACAUAGACACAAUCUUGUGCGCAGCAUCUCUCCUCAUCCCCUUGACACAAUUUAAUGAAACUUCACACAAGUGAUCAGUAACAACAGUAGUUGUGCAUGGGGCAUGUUAGGUUCUUUCAGAAAAUUUUUUUCCAGAGUUAUGGGACUUUGUUUUUUUGUUACUAUACUAUAGACAUAGACACAAUCUUGUUGGCACCAUCUCUCCUCAUCCCCUUGACACAAUUUAAUGAAACUUCACACAACUGAUCAGUAACAACAGUAGUUGUGCAUGGGGCAUGUUAGGUUCUUUCAGCGACAAAAAUUGCAGAGUUAUGGGACUUUGUUUCUUGUUAACAUACUAUGUACAUACAGUAUGCAUAUGCAAUCUUGUGCAUGCCUAAUCUACCAAACCCUUGCACACAAUUUAAUGAAACUUCACACAAGUGAUCAGUACCAACCCUAGUUGUGCAUGGCGCAUGUUACAUUCUUUUAGAUAAAUAUUCUGCAUAGUUAUGGGACUUUGUUUUUUGUUACUAUAAUGUAUACAUACAGUCUAUAUACAUACAGUCCACAUAAUUAUGCAGUCUUGUGUGUGUCAAAUUGCAAUGUACUGUGUCAGUGCAUGUGGGGGGUACAUUCAUCACCUUUAGUGAUAGCUAUAGUUGUAUUUUGUUUUUUUUCCCAGAAUUAUGCCCCUUUUUCCGACUUAAAAAUCUGCAAUUUAAGCUAAAAUCUUAGUAACCACAAAAUAAUGGGAAUGGAUUGAAACAGCACACACUUGUCCUCUAUGAUGAGCUAACAUGCAUUUUACAGGUCCCAAAACUCUUGUUUCGCAUUUGUACAAAAAUAUGCCCCUUUUUUGACUUAUUCAAAUAAGAUUCUUUAUUAUAUUAAUUCAGUUAACUUUCUUAAAUGACAAAGCUGUUGAAUAGUCGAGUGUUGCUGUCCUACAACUGCUCUUUUUUUAGUUUUCCCCUGUCUUGACUAUACUUUGUUUUAGUUAGCAUUUUUAGGGGACAUGUGUCAUACAAUGUUGACAUCAUUUUUGUUUGUUCAUUCUUUUUAAAUUUCUCUUUUAGCUAAAUCAAAAUGGCCAUCAUGUUAACAAUAUUUCCUGUAAAAUAGCGGGAUUUUCAGAUUGAUGCAAGUUGUUAUUACAUAGUGGAGUGGGAUAAUAUUUUCAUUCAGUAAAUGCUUAGGAACUUGCUAAUCUUUGAUCAAAAAUAACAUAGUUAUUGUUUGACCACAAGCUUCAGUUGAUUUAUAUAUGAUUUCACUGACUAUUUUCAAUAUUUUAGCUAAUGUUAGGGGGCAGGGGAGGUGUUAGACAUUUCAUUACCAUUCAUAAACAGACACUGUCAGACAGUCUGCUAUAAGUUGUUCAGUAAAGUUGUGGUAAAUAAAUUUUACAGAGAAAAGCUAGUUUUUUUUUCAAGUAAUCUAGUGUUGAAGAAAUUUUUUAGCUAAAUAGGCAGAUGAAAAGUUUAAAAUUGUUCCUCAUAUGUGUGGUUAAUACCACUCAUAACUUUAAUACGAAGGGUAUCCCAGAACAAGCAAUUUCUACAAAUUGUUACUGUUUUUAAUAAAAUUUACUGAGCACAGUAUUCACUUUUGACUUGAGCAGUAUUUUUGUUUUUGUCAUGUCACCAUAGUAACUUACUGUUAAAAAAGCUAAGCAAUUUAAGUUAUGAACAGUGGCCAAUUUUCAUUAAUAUUUAAAUAUUUAAAGGGGCAUGUUUAUAGGUUAAUGUUAAAUUUAUUGAAUAUUUAGAAAGUAUUUAUGAUAAUUAAAAAGGAAUUGAGUUUUUAGCUCACCUGAGCACGA
Mercenaria mercenaria is the source of this 11226-nucleotide messenger RNA. RefSeq lists its product as uncharacterized. Gene Ontology annotation, biological process: regulation of transcription by RNA polymerase II. Gene Ontology annotation, molecular function: DNA-binding transcription factor activity; RNA polymerase II cis-regulatory region sequence-specific DNA binding. Bases 530 to 6553 code for a protein of 2007 amino acids. The transcript has 3 exons. NCBI's taxonomy places the organism in Eukaryota, Metazoa, Mollusca, Bivalvia, Venerida, Veneridae. The record is from RefSeq and is a predicted model, not a curated record.